AUGUCAAGUCACCGCUCCCUUCAUCUCACGCGUGAAUUCAGCCCCAUCGGUGACAGACUCGGGCCGUUUCCCAGUGUCUAUUUGAAGCGAGAAGAUCUCCUUUCCACCACAUUCAUCGACCCGCCUCGUCCUAGCACUUCUCCCAGUCCUCCCACCUCUGGACUUCCCCAUCUCAUCGAGGACUCAGAUAUCAUGUUCUCCCGUCCCUCGGAAUCAUCGACCCGCAGAAGAGCUUUAGAAGAGAAUGAUGAGGUCAUUGUGAACGACCUAAGGGGAUUCUUCUCGCGUGACAAACAACAUAUCGAGAUUUCGGAUUCUGACUUUGAGCCAAAAGGAGAAGACGACAACGAUGACGACGAUGAGGAAGAAACGGUACAGCCACGGUCAUCGAAAUACGACGUGAUACCACCUGCGAGACCUUUUGUUCAAGUCACCACAACAACCACAUAUUCCACCCCUCGCCGAAGUGCUCGAGUACAGCCGGCGUCACCUGUGAACACAAAAUCUUCGACCUCCACGACGCCUCGUACUUCGACUGAAUCUCGUUUCAGCGGUCGAAGUGGUCACAUUCGAGCAGACCCGCUAUCAGAAGGAUCUCUUUUCAAACAGGUCACCACCACUACCGAGGACGAACUUGAUAAGAAUAAUUUGGACGACACAGCAGAACCAGUCUUCGUCGAACGAAAUCUGCGGAAGAGGACUGUUAAGCAAACGAACCCGUACAAAUUCGAUAAAUACAAAUAUCAGUUAUCAGUGAAGACUGGCCAGGAAGCGAGUUCAAAGAAGGUGGAAAACGCUAUUAAGGAAGCGAUUAGAGUGAAUGGAAAACAACCGAUAACCAAACUUACGACCACAGAAAGGAAGAUCACGCACAAACGCCGUCGAGCCAGCUCGCCUCCGGUGGAUAUUGAUCUUGACAAUACCUUUGACCCAGCACGAACUACCUUGCGAGUGCGAUUAGACGGGUUUCAAGGCGGCGCAGCAACUCCAAUUACCCUGAGUGAAUGCAAUAACAAUGACAGGUUGAUCGAGUUUAUUCACAAGAGCUGGGAAUGGAAAUUCCAGGGUCUCAGCUUCUCCCAUGCAAUUGUAUCAUUUCCGUGGCUGAGCAAUCGAUCGACUAUUCUCCUCCGCCCCGGCCUGGACGAGAGUUUCGAGCACAUGAUGGUCGAAAUACAAAAUGCACCUAUCUGGCGGGAGGGGGCACAAGGAAGAUGCGAUGUUGAGGUGACUGUACACUUGUAUUAA
Messenger RNA from Fonsecaea pedrosoi CBS 271.37, 1248 nucleotides. RefSeq lists its product as uncharacterized. NCBI's taxonomy places the organism in Eukaryota, Fungi, Ascomycota, Eurotiomycetes, Chaetothyriales, Herpotrichiellaceae. The transcript has a single exon. The coding region runs from base 1 to 1248 and encodes 415 amino acids. The record is from RefSeq and is a predicted model, not a curated record.